GUCAUCCUCCCGGAAGUGUGCAUUUGGUACGAAAAUAAAUCUACGCGCGAUUAUACAUAGCUAACGUUACUUGCAGGUCACAGUUUCUGAAUUAUUUUCUCACUUUUGGUUUAGCGAAUCAAAACUGUAAGAAACUAACUACUCCUUAUCAAGAACUGUCAUCAUGGCCAAUUUGAAUGAAGCUGAUUUACCACCAAAUCUGACUUGCCUCAAAAAUGUUGAUACCAUUCUCCGAUGUCCCAUUUGUUUCGAAUUCCUGAGUAUCGCAAUGAUGACCAAAUGCUCUCACAACUUCUGCUCUUUGUGCAUAAGAAAAUUUCUGUCCUACAAAUUACAAUGUCCAGUAUGCAAUUCACCUACAACAGAACAGGACCUAAGAAACAACCGGAUACUGGAUGACCUGGUCACAAACUUUAAAUCUGCAAGACAGCAGUUGUCAAAUGCUAAUUUUGACUCGCCUCCAAUAUCCCGGAAGGCCCCGGCCUCAUCUGUCAAGUGUAAAAAACCUAGACAAACAACGGCCCCCAAGAAGGAGGCCUCCAUCUUCAAUCACUUUUUCCGAAAGGGGCCCACCACCUCCACAACUUCUCUCACUACAGAGGCCACGCCAGCACAGCAACCUAUUCCAUGCAGAAAGAGACUGUCUGACACUCCUCUACGUAGCCAAACUGUGAAGGAGGGCCCCCGUCCUACACAGACUGUGAAAGUAGACCCUGAUCAUCAGGUCUCUGUGAAGGAGGAGCCCAUUGAGGACAUACCGCCCCAGGUGCUGGUGUCUGUAAAGAUGGAGAAGAUUGACUUCUCCAUGACAGGGCUGGCGUCCCUGGCUGAUUCACAGUCCUCAUCACAGGACCUGAAGCCUCUAGUUAAAGUGGAGUGUCCUGUGUGUUCUGUGGGCAUCCUUGAACAGUUCAUCAACAAGCACCUGGACAGCUGUCUGACCCAAGGGGAAAAGAAGGAGAGCCUUAGGAGCUCCCUAGGUGCCAAGAGGAAGCCGAUGAGGAAGCUGGUAUACACACUGCUGUCUAUGCAGGAGCUGAAGAAGAGGCUGAAGGAGUGCCACCUCUCUGCCCAGGGCACCAGAGACCAGCUGGUCAGGAGGCACCAGGACUUUGUACACUUCUACAAUGCCCAGUGCGACGCCCUCGAACCGAAAUCAGCCAAAGACAUCGCCAAAGAAGUGGAGGCCAACGAGAAGGCCAGGAAACAACUGCAGGGGAAAACCAAAUGUGCUAUGGUCUUCUCUAAGAACCAAAGUCUGGGGCAAAUCGAUGAGAUGCAUUCAACUUACAGGAAGCAGCAUAACAGUGAGUUCUCCCGCCUUAUCGCCCAGGUCCGGGGUCGCAUGGAGACUGCGAGGACGAGGGAGAUAAAGCAGGAAGUGAGGGAUGAGGGAGGAGAGGAGGACCAGGGAGUGGGCUCCAGCUCUGCAGAUAAGGCAGCACAACAGGAACAGAGUGAUCCCAGCCUCAGUGACUCAGAGGCCUGCUGCGUAUUGAUGACAUCACCAGUGGAGGAGCCCUCUGAGAAGCAGCAGCAGCCUUCUGUUGUAGCGGUCAUCUCCAGGUCACCCAGCCCAUGUCUCAGUGAGGUGUCCAUCAGCAGCUCCGUCUCCGACAUCUUCGCUGGCAGAUGCUAUGAAGUUUUGGAGAACGCCUCGAGUGGGAAACGGGCUUCCUGCUCCAAGGAGGAAGACUCUUCACUGCCACUUGUCCUGGGAAAACGAGCCCGGAAAACCUGGGAAGAGGACAGGAAGGAGUCGAGCUGAACUCUGUUAAACGCCUUCACCUUUAUCUAAUUUCUUUAAGCAAAUGUUCAGGGUAUAGCAUGUUAAGCAAUACAUUUUAUUUGUCAUUUUAUAACUUGGUUGUUCCACCAAUUAGAUACAUUUUGAGUGGUGAAACUUGGUGGAGAAAAACCCAGUUUAUUUCACCUAAUUGUAACAUUCUGUCAUAAAGAGCACAUAUGUGUAAUUGUUUUUUAACACUGGAUAAAAGUAGAGACUCAGAGCUACAAAUUGGUAUAUCAUAUACUGCAUUUUUGAGGAACAAAGGGAAACUAAUUCUGCUUUGAAACUUGAUACAUUUUUAACCUCGCUUUCGAGAAAAGGACCUUUGAAUGUUUUGGUACCUACUGGAGACCUCUCCUUUGUCCAUACGCAUUCAGCAUUGUUCAGACCCUGUUAAGCCAGCCCCACCCAUCUCUUUAAGGAUUCACAUGUGAGGUCAUGUGCUAAACAGUGAGUAGUGUAGUAAAGAUUAAGACGUAAAGUAGUAGCCUACGAUAAGGAAAAAUUCCAGGAAAACAGAAAGUAAAAAUAUUUUAUAAAUAUUAGAUUACGCUUACCCAGACACACUUGUCUAAAUUGAUGGGUCAUGUGAAAGAAAUUCUAUAAACCCCAGCCACAUCCAGUGGUGGGAAAAGUACUAAAUGGUCAUACUUGAGUAAAAGUAAAGAUACCUUAAUAGAAAAUAACUAAAGUAAAAGUCACCCAGUAAAGUACAACUUGAGUAAAAG
This is a messenger RNA of Oncorhynchus tshawytscha (Chinook salmon), 2517 nucleotides long. RefSeq names its product E3 ubiquitin-protein ligase RAD18. Gene Ontology annotation, biological process: DNA damage tolerance; protein monoubiquitination. Bases 164 to 1768 code for a protein of 534 amino acids. Gene Ontology annotation, molecular function: ubiquitin protein ligase activity; single-stranded DNA binding. NCBI's taxonomy places the organism in Eukaryota, Metazoa, Chordata, Actinopteri, Salmoniformes, Salmonidae. Gene Ontology annotation, cellular component: nucleus; Rad6-Rad18 complex. The record is from RefSeq and is a predicted model, not a curated record. The transcript is spliced from 13 exons.